Messenger RNA from Mesorhabditis belari, 2187 nucleotides. NCBI's taxonomy places the organism in Eukaryota, Metazoa, Nematoda, Chromadorea, Rhabditida, Rhabditidae. The record is from the annotation of a GenBank genome assembly.
AUGGGUAAAAAGAAGAAUAACAGCAAGAAACACCAAAAUCGAUCGAAAAGCAACGGCAACCGCACCGAUAACUAUGUGCCAGUCGAGAAAACCAAUGAGAAAUAUUGGAAUUUCUAUAAGGCUCAAGCUCUUUUUCCCGAAGAUGAAUGGGACUCGUUUGUGCAACAUUUGCGAAGGGAUCUCCCGUCAUCAUUCCGUGUUCAAGGAUGUCACAAAGAUCGAGAGCAAUUGAUUAAGGAGAUGGAGACUCGCUUUUUUCAGAAGAUUCGCGAAUCAAGUGAUGCUUCUGUUUUUGCUCCUGUGGAACUUCCAUGGUACCCAGGUGUCUAUCAGACAAGGAUGUCGCGGACCGAGGUCCGAAGCCAUCCAAUUCUUGCGGAAUUACAUAACUUCUUGGUAACUGAAGCCGAGCUUGGGUCUAUUAGUCGACAGGAGACUGUGAGCAUGAUUCCUCCAUUGUUGCUGAAUCCAUCAAAGGAGCAUUUCGUGCUUGACAUGUGUGCUGCGCCUGGAAGCAAGACGAUGCAACUAAUAGAGAUCAUGCAUGAAGAUGACUUGAAUCCACCUGGAAUGAUUGUUGCGAACGAUGUUGAUAAAAAGCGAUGCUACAUGCUUAUUCAUCAAACAUUAAAACGGAUGAAAAAUGCGAAUACGGUGGUGAUCAAUGAAGAUGCCACAAGGCUUCCUGACAUGGAACUGGAUGGCAAGGUGCUAAAAUUCGAUCGUGUUCUGUGCGAUGUCAUUUGCAGUGGCGAUGGAACUGUUCGCAAGAAUCCGGAUAUUUGGGAGAAGUGGUCACCCCAAGAAGGAAUUGGCCUCCACAGGCUACAGCUGAGUAUUGCUCGCCGUGGUGUUGAACAGUUGGCUAUUGGAGGACAACUGGUCUACUCGACUUGUUCAAUGAACCCCAUCGAGGACGAGGCCGUUGUAGCACAACUUUUGCGAGAAGCCAACGGAGCUUUGAAACUCGUCGAUGCUCAUCCAUUGCUGCCAAAACUUAAAGCUCUUCGGGGUGUCAACAAUUGGAAGGUGUUCACUCGUGACAUGAAGUUAAUCAACUCAUUUGAAGAAGUGCCUGAAGAAUUGAAGAGGCCAUUCUGUAAAUCAAUGUUUCCACCGAGCGAAGAAGAGGCUAAAGAAAUGCAUCUUGACUAUACAAUGCGUAUCGUACCGCAUUUACAAGAUACUGGUGGCUUCUUUGUUGCCCUUCUUGAAAAAGUGGAGGAGUUCACAUUUGUGCGAGAACGAGAAACGACAGCAAAAGGGGCCACAUGGCGCAAGAAGCUUUACAAGGAUGAUCCAUUCACAUUCCUCAAAGAAAACGAUGAGCGCUGGCACGAUUUACAAAACCACUAUGGCAUAUCGGAUGACUUCCACUAUCAAAAUCUCUUCAAUCGGAUGCUUGAAGACCAAAAUAGUCGGCAACUUUUCUACGCCAAUGAUGCUGUGAAGAAUUUCUUGAAAUCGAAUAUGAAGAAAGUUUCCAUUCAAAAUGCUGGAAUGCGAAUGUUCGGAAGGAAUGAUAAUAAGGUUGAAUCGGCCAAAUUUCGAGUCUCUCAAGAAGGUAUUAGGACGAUUCUUUCAUAUAUGUCAAAACAAGUCUUGAAAAUUUCUGAAAAGGAUAUGCUGACAAUUCUUCGGCACGAGGAAAGUCUGGUGCCACUUGAGUUACUCGACAGUGCCGAAGAGAUGCGAAGUUUCGUCAGUGGAAGUCUUGUCGCUUAUUUUAAUAAAGAAGAUCCAGUUUGCUGUUGGAUUGGUCAAAAAACGUGUGCUCCAUACAUUUCAAAGGAAGAAAAGAUCCAUCUUCUGAGAAUGUUGGGCGAAAACACGGAGGUUAUCGAGAAUUUGAUGCGGAAUAAACGCCGAGAAAAGGCGAUAGCAGGGAGAAAUGCGCAACAAAACACGGGGGAAGGAAAUGAUGAAGAACAGGAGAAGAGUAACGGGACUUCGAAUGGGCACAAAAUCGAGCCAGCGGCCGAUGAUACAAAAGAUGAAGCUCCAUCGCCCAAAAAAACUAUCCAAUCUCCCACUCAACCGGCACAAAAGUUCAUCGCCUCCUGUUUCAAAGGCGUCAACGAGCCAGAAAAAUCGCCAACACCGUCGGUUCGAGCAUUGAUGGCAGCCGGGCGACCCAGAUAUUACUCUUCGUCGGCUUCGGGCACGUACCAAUAUCUUUAUCUCGUU